CGAGGAAACACAAACACAAACGCGCAAAUGUCAGCCGUUCGGUACGAAGAACCAGAUGUAGAUAUGUCUAUGGGGUGUAGCUAGGCAAUUUUGUAUUUCUACAAAGUAGAAUAUUGAGUAAAAUUGAAAGUAUUUUAGUGAAAAGCAAUGGAGGGUCAGCAGGUACGGGCCCUUUAUGAAUUCAAGGGUGAACCGGGAACAGCAGAAUUAUCCAUUAACGCUGGAGAAAUUCUAACAGUGAUGAGAGACAAUGUGGGUGAUGGAUGGUGCGAAGGAUUUAAUGAGAGUGGACAGUCAGGUCUGUUCCCUGCAGCUUAUGUCCAAGUGGUUGAAGCAGCUGCACCAAUUACAGGUAAUAUGACAGCAUCCCAGCAAAGCACUGGUGAUUUCUGGGAUGAUGAUUGGGACGAUGACUCUGAUGCAGGACAAACACAACCUUACGUCCCUCCCGUCCAACAGCACCAAAUGAUACAACCAGCCCAACCUCACACUGUAGACUACGGAGACAUAGUAUCCAUGCACACAAUCCACUCGGUAAUACCAGAGAGGCCCAUUUCCAAUGUACCAAAGAAAAACAACAAAUUUUCUACGCUGAUCAAGUCGGGCGAAGAUAGUUUUCUGCUGGGUACUAAGUUGUUGAAUGUACCAGACAGUGAAAAAGUAUUCAUUGAUGAAGUAGAAGGAGGACGCUGUACGUGGGUACCGACUGGUGAAAGUUAUAACUGCGUUGUCACAUCCCCAAAGAAAGAGUCAAAACUCAAGGGCUUGAAGAGUUUUAUAGUUUACCAAUUAACACCCACGUUCAACAAUAUUCAAGUAUCUCGAAGAUACAAACAUUUUGAUUGGCUACACGAGCGCUUAGAAGAGAAAUUCUGUUUCAUCCCGAUACCUCCAUUACCUGACAAGCAGAUAUCAGGUCGUUACGAAGAGCAGUUCAUAGAGCACCGACGAACGCAGCUACAGGAAUUUGUCGAUUAUGUCUGCAGGCAUCCAGUAUUGUCUCGAAGCCGCGUUUGGGAACAUUUCAUGACGUGUACAGAUGAGAAACGUUGGAAAGCUGGAAAGCGUCAAGCCGAGAAGGACGAGCUUUUGGGUGUAAAUUAUUUCAAUGCAAUCCAGUGUGCUGAUCUUCCGCCACUUGACCCGAUCAAGGUUGAAAUUGAGACUGAUGCCUUCUCAAGGUUCAUCUCGGGACUGGAUCCGGUGGUGAAGAACUUCAUGGCAGUAGCUGUAGAUCAGACAAAAAAGCAUCAGGUCCUCUACAAGCGUGAAUUCCAGAAGAUCGGACAAUCUUUUACAGCCCUAGGUCACGCCCUGGAAGCCGACGACAGUAGUAGAGGCAGACUGACCCAUGCCCUCAAGAUGACCGGGGACGCUUACAACGAAAUAGGAAGAUUAUACGAAGAACAGCCGAAGUUCGACUGGGAGCCUCUUGGUGACAAAUUCCAUAUUUACAGAGGAAUCAUCAGUAGUUUCCCGGACGUCAUCAGUAUACAUAAGAGUGCUGUUCAGAAGCGAAGAGACUCGGAGAGGCUAGUCAGUGAACACAAAAUGGAGCCACAGCAAUUGCAGGAUCUGUGCAUCAGGACAGAUGUGAUAACCCGCGCUCUUAUGGCAGAGGAAACGCAUUUUCAAUCAGAGCGCGAAAUUCACAUAAAUCAAGCUAUGAAGAAUCACCUUGUAGAGCAGAUAAACUUUUAUCAAAAAAUUGUGAAUAAGCUCCAGGAGGCAUUAGCAACGUAUGACGGUUGAUUAUUACAUAAAAACCCUAUUUGUAUUAGAGGCACGAUUUAACGAGUCAAAAGUGAUGGACACAAUGAUACCCUACUAAUUCAACCUAAUGCAGAAACCUAGUUGCGGUCAGUUCACUUUCCUGCAACUGGGUUACGAAUUCACUAGGUGAACACUUCUUAAGACAGAGUAUUACUUUAGCGCACUUUCGGAUUGUACAUACCACUAUUUCGUUAUGGACCAAGCAACAAAAUGAUUAUCACGAAUAAUUGCAUUUCAUCGAAAAAGAAGAACGAAUCGAAUGCUAGUAUUUAUCGAAUGGUGUGAAAUCGCUAGAAUUAAUCGAAUGCUACUAUCAAUAGUAAUCGUGAUCUGAUAAUGGCAUUCUUGAAAAUUUUUCUGUAAUCUACACUCAAACGACUAAGUCAGUCGAUAAUUCAUUGUAAAGCGACGAUUUGUAAAUAGGAUAAUGGCCAAUUUUAUUGAGUGUCUUUUUUCUUGGAGAAAAUUCAUUCUCUCCCCCAUGUCCGCGAUCUAAAUAGUCAAUCAUUUCUCAUGAGUUUCCGCAAGUCCUUAUGUGUAAAUAAAUGUAAUUUACUUCAGCAAUUGUCAAUAUAGAUAGUAAUACAGAAUAGUACGUCAAUAUGGUAUUGAUCCUGAUGUAUAAACGGAUAUUACAUCUUGGAAUGGAAGAUAAGCACCUGAGCGUAGCGAUGCUUGUAACGGGGCUUAACGGGACCAAAAUGUCUCACUUUUUGACUCCUUUUCUUAGUUAAUUAUCGAAGUCACCUAUAUCCAUAAAAAGACAAAGUCAUACUGUAAAGCCUUUGACAAUGAAAUUUUUCACAAUUUUACAGAACGAAUUUUGUCAUUCGUACAAGUACAUGAUGAUCUGCAUCCUGGAUCAUCGUUGCGUUUAACGAAAUAAUAAAUAAGAAACUGUUAACAUUUCCAUGCCUCAGCGAUAUCUUUUCAAACUGUCGUAAGUCGAACCGAUUGUUGAUUAAUAAAUAAUUAUUAAAUUGACAGAGAAUGCAAAUAAUAAUUUCGAAUUUACAAGUAUCAUACAGAAUGGGUAUGUCUGGUGCUAAAUAGAUAAUACAUUUGUACAGUAGAAAAUAUGUGACGAAUCAGCCUCUAACUUUAAACGAUACACAAUGA
This is a messenger RNA of Cephus cinctus (wheat stem sawfly), 2892 nucleotides long. RefSeq names its product sorting nexin-9 (gene SH3PX1). Gene Ontology annotation, biological process: plasma membrane tubulation; endocytosis; endosomal transport. NCBI's taxonomy places the organism in Eukaryota, Metazoa, Arthropoda, Insecta, Hymenoptera, Cephidae. The coding region runs from base 148 to 1752 and encodes 534 amino acids. Gene Ontology annotation, cellular component: cytoplasmic vesicle; plasma membrane. Gene Ontology annotation, molecular function: phosphatidylinositol binding; protein binding. The transcript is spliced from 5 exons. The record is from RefSeq and is a predicted model, not a curated record.